Acomys russatus (golden spiny mouse) is the source of this 3680-nucleotide messenger RNA. It is a transcript of the gene Tdrd7, whose product is annotated as tudor domain containing 7. The record is from RefSeq and is a predicted model, not a curated record. The transcript has 17 exons. The coding region runs from base 66 to 3416 and encodes 1116 amino acids. NCBI's taxonomy places the organism in Eukaryota, Metazoa, Chordata, Mammalia, Rodentia, Muridae. Gene Ontology annotation, biological process: lens morphogenesis in camera-type eye; spermatogenesis; lens fiber cell differentiation.
UCUCUGCACACAGUGAGGUCUCCUCCUCAUGUGAGGAGGACAGAGGAACCCCACCAGAGGAUACAAUGAGGAGCCAGCAGUCUGCAACCCAGAGGAGGGUCCUCAGCAGAAUUGGACCAAGUUGGCACCCGGAUCCUGGAUCCAGAACGGCAAAGAUGCUGGAGGCUGACCUGGUUUCAAAGAUGCUGAGGGCUGUCCUGCAGUCUCAUAAGAAUGGGAUAGCAUUACCCCGGCUCCAAGGAGAGUACCGAUCUUUGACUGGAGACUGGAUCCCCUUCAAGCAGCUGGGUUACCCUACUCUAGAAGCCUACCUGAGAAGCGUGCCAGCAGUUGUCAGGAUAGAGGCUAGUCGAUCUGGAGAGGUUGUCUGCUAUGCUGUAGCCUGCACAGAAACUGCACGGAUCGCUCAGCUUGUGGCUCGUCAGAGGACCUCUAAAAGGAAAACAGGGCGGCAAAUUAAUUGUCAGAUGAGAGUGAAGAAAACCAUACCCUUCUUUCUAGAAGGGAAACCAAAGGCAACCCUCAGACAACCAGGAUUUGCCUCAGACUAUUCCAUCAGCAAGAAGCCUAAUCCAGCACUGUUGAGAGACAAAGGAAGCACCCUGGGAAUUAAGGUUGAUGUGGACAUGCCCCCUUACCCAGACAUUCCAGUGCAGAGGCAUGUGAGCAUGUCUGCCAGCAACAGGUUUAAUCCAAAGUCAUCCCUACCAGCACCUUUCCAGACACACAUCUCAAGGACCUGCGCUAAGGAAGCAAAUGAUAAUUUAAAUCAGACUGUUGAGAAACCAAAUGUCACGCCUCCUGCCUCUUACACUAAUAAGAUGGAUGAGGUUCAGAACCGCAUAAAGGAAAUAUUAGACAAGCAUAACAAUGGCAUUUGGAUAUCUAAGCUUCCACAUUUUUACAAAGAGUUUUAUAAAGAAGACCUUAACCAAGGAGUUUUACAGCAGUGUGAACACUGGCCUCACAUUUGCACGGUGGAAAAACCUUGUGGUAGUGGUCAAGACUUACUUCUUUAUCCUGCCAAGAGAGAGCAGCCCUUGAGAAGUAAGCAGGACCCUGAGAAGGUGCUCCCGUCUCCACCACCUGCUCCCAAGCAGGAAGUGCCAUCAAAAGGGAACCCAACAGUGAUGCCGGAUGUCAAGGAGAAAGUGGCUGAGCUGCUGGUGAAAUACUCAAGUGGCCUUUGGGCAAGUGCACUCCCCAAAGCAUUUGAGGACACGUACAAAGUCAAGUUCCCUGAGGAUGCCUUAAAAAACCUUGCCUCACUCUCUGAUGUGUGCACCAUAAACUACAUUUCCGGAAAUACCCAGAAGGCAAUUCUCUAUGCGAAACUCCCAUUGCCCACUGACAAGAUCUUAAAGGAUGAAGGGCAGGCACAAGGAGAUUUUGACAUUAAGUCAAUGAUUGAGCAAGAGUAUUUGCAGAUAGAAAAAAACAUGGCCGAAAGCACUGAUGACUUUGUGGAGGACAUAACUGUGCCACCUUUGGUGAUUCCUACUGAGGCCUCCCCGUCUGUGUUGGUGGUUGAGCUGAGCAACACAAAUGACGUAGUUAUCAGGUAUGUAGGCAAGGACUACUCAGCUGCUCAGGAGCUGAUGGAAGAUGAGAUGAAGGAAUAUUACAGUAAGAACCCCAAAGUCGCACCAAUCCAGGCUGUGCACGUUGGGCAGCUGCUGGCAGUCAACGCAGAGGAAGAUGCCUGGUUACGCGCACAGAUCAUCUCCACGGAUGAGAACAAGAUAAAGGUGUGCUAUGUUGACUAUGGCUUUUGUGAAAAUGUUGAGAAGAGUAAAGCAUACAGACUGAACCCACGGUUCUGCUCUCUGUCCUUCCAAGCUACAAAGUGCAAGCUAGCAGGGUUGGAGAUUCUGAAUGAUGACCCUGACCUCGUGAAGGUGGUGGAAUCAUUAACGUGUGGGAAGAUCUUUGCUGUGGAGAUACUGGACACGUCAGAUACCCCCCUGGUGGUCCUGUAUGACACCUCAGGCGAAGACGACGUCAAUAUCAAUGCCGCCUGCCUAAAGGCCAUACGUGACAAAUCUCUAGAAGUUCAUCUCCAGGUGGAUGCCAUGUACACCAAUGUCAAAGUGACUAACAUUUGCUCUGAUGGAACACUCUACUGCCAGGUGCCGUGCAAGGGUCUGAAUAAACUCAAUGACCUUUUGCAUAAGACAGAGGACUACUUCCACUGCAAGCACAUGACCUCUGAGUACUUCAUCUCAUUACCCUUCUGUGGGAAGAUCUGCCUCUUCCAUUGCAAAGGAAAAUGGUUACGAGUAGAGAUCACGAAUGUUCACAGCAGCCGGGCGCUCGACGUUCAGUUCCUAGACUCUGGCAAUUCGACAUCUGUGAAAGUGUCAGAGCUCAGAGAAAUCCCACCUCGGUUUCUGCAGGAAAUGCUCGCCAUACCCCCUCAGGCUAUAAAGUGCUGUUUGGCUGAUCUUCCACAGUCCAUUGGCAUGUGGACACCAGAUGCUGUUCUUUGGUUAAGAGAUUCUGUUUUGAAUUGCUCGGACUGUAGCAUUAAGGUUACAAAAGUGGAUGAAGCCAAUGGAGUUGCAUACGUGUACUUAUUUACUCCUAAGAACUUCCCGGAUCCUCAUCGCAGCAUUAACAGGCAGAUCACAAACGCAGAUCUGUGGAAGCAUCAGAAGGAUGUGUUUCUGAGUGCCGUGUCCAGUGCGGUCAGCUCACCUAGCAGUGGGAAUGGCAGCACACUGGCUCCAGGCAGCCCUGGAGAGGGCCUCAGAAAGAGCCACUCAGAGGUCAUCAGAAAGUCCGUGCUGGACCACACCACUUCUUUUACCUUGGAGGAGCUGCCCCCUCCAGUCCACUUGUCCAAGUCAGGGGAGCACAUGGAUGUGUAUGUGCCUGUAGCCUGUCACCCAGGCCAUUUUGUCGUCCAGCCUUGGCAGGAGAUCCAUAAGCUGGAGGUGCUGAUGGAGGAGAUGAUCCUGUACUACAGCGUGUCUGAGGAGCGCCGCAUAGCACUGCAGAAAGGCCAAGUGUACGCUGCCAAGGUGCAGAACAGGUGGUACAGGGUGCUUUUAAAAGGAAUCCUAACCAACGGGCUGGUGUCUGUGUACGAGCUGGACUAUGGCAAGCAUGAGCUAGUCAACAUAAGGAAAGUGCAGCCCCUAGUGGAUGUGUUCCGAAAGCUGCCCUUCCAGGCCGUCACUGCUCAACUUGCAGGAGUGAAGUGCAGCCAGUGGUCGGAGGAGGCUUCGAUGGUGUUUCGAAAUCACGUGGAGAAGAAACCCCUGGUGGCAUUGGUACAGACAGUUAUUGAACACACUAACCCUUGGGACCGGAAAGUAGUGGUCUAUCUAGUGGACACAUCGCUGCCAGACACUGACACCUGGAUCCAUGACUUUAUGUCGCAGUAUCUGGUGGAGCUGUCAAAAGCUAACUAGUCACUGCUUGAGACCUUGACAGCUAAUGCAGAUUGUUUCUCUAAGCAAUAAUACACAGUGUGUAGUAGGCUCUUAAAACAUCUUACCUUUACUACAUGGCUCUGACUGUUGUGGAGGAUUGAAAAGAAUAUGCUUUGUUUGAUGAAAGAUAUUUAACAAGUUUUGUUUAACACGGUUAACUUUUCAAAGAAAAUUGCACUUGAAUUAUUAAUAUAAUUAGAAUAAAAUGUUUAGCAGUGUGAAACCUCAUGUCUUAUCUUGCUU